AUGAGCAAUUGGAACGUUCUUCUUCCCAAUCUACAAAGGGAAAUCAUCGAGAGAAUGGAGUUUAGAGAGAGGUAAACUCCUAAAUCCUUCCCCUCUCUUGAGCCCAUUUCCUUUUCAGAUUCCGCUUCCGCCUCGUGGCCAAAUCGACGCGAGAUCUCGUCGAUGCGACACCUCUCCACAUUCCACGUGUCCGUGUUCAUCAGAAGAACAAGAACAGCGUGAUGGUGCACUUCUACCUGGGCGUCAAGAAGUCGAUGAGUGUGGAGAUCCGCCGAAUGGAUCAGUUCAAAAUGGACCUCGUCUUCGUGUACGCUCUCUCCUUUCUCUCUUAUUUCCAAUCAAAUCAUGGUCCGUCCUUCUGUUUCAGCCGUGAGAACGCCACGAAGCAGGAGAGCAACGUGAUUGCGAGAGCCGUCUCCGUGCUGCCCGGGAGCCCCCUGGUCUCCGUCGCGCGCAUCUUCCGCACCGUCGUCAUGCACCCGAACACCUCGCUCGGCGGCCUUGAACUCUUCCUGCUGCCCAACUUCACCACGAAGAUCGCCGACGACUUCCACGUGCUGACCAAUUCGUGCGAGAUGGAAACUCUGGAGAAGGUGCUCGGCACGGGCACCAUCCGCACCCGACUCCUCAAGAUUUGGUACAACACGGCAGUGAUGAAGUUUAUGAAUCAUGUGGAGAUGCAAGGGUUGGAGGAGGUGCAGGUGCUCGAGAAGAAGAAGGAGGCGACGGAGCCACCGAACGACAAUGCACGGUUUCGUGCGGAUCUGAUGAAGCGGUUAAAUAAGCGGAAGAAGUUUCUGGCGGAGUUGCGGAAGAAACGAAGGGAGCGUCGGUUGUCGGGGCUCGUCGGAUUGGUGCCCACUGAAUAUCCGAUGGGCUCGAGUUGGUCGGACCAGUCGGAGUUCUCUUGGGAGAACGGCGGCGUGAAGGAGGAGCUGGAGGAGUUCGGAAAGUCGGCCAUCUCUUCGUCGUCGAGCACGGAGCCGAUGGAAGCGAUCAUUCAUCACGUGGAGCAGCACGAGGAAGAGGAAGAGGAAGUUGUCGGGUCGGAGUCGGAGUCGGAGUCGGAGCUGGUGCUCUCUUCGAGUUUGUCGUCAGAGUACGUCUCGGAUUCGGAAGAGGAAGAGCAGGUGAGAUUCGGGGAGCCGAAUUCGGAUUCGGAAGUGUCGGAGGGAUCGGAGGGAUCGGAGAAGAUGCGAAAGUUCCAACCACCGCACCCGCCGACAGAGUUCCCUGUCGGAUCCGAAUCGGAUUGCACGGAUUCGGAGACGGAGGAACCGCUGGAAGAGGUGGAUCCGACCUCGUUCAUCGCACUUUCCUACGUGGCAGCCAUCGAGUACAAGAAGCAGAAGGCUGAUGAGAAUGCUGGAUUCGCCAUGAUCAUUGCUUGUAAGUGCAUUCUUGAUAUCAUCCGGUUACGAUAUUUUAUGCUCCAGACAACAAGUACUCGGAUCAGACUGUUACCGAUCCGAUGCAAACGCUCAAAUAUCAGUGUCCAGCGGGAAUAAUCGAGAAAAUGUGAGUGAAUGCGAGUCAUUCAUCAGAAACGCCAAUGUUGCUUAGCACGGAGGAUCUGUACUCGUCGGUCGGGAAGCCGAAAGGAUCUGACGUCGAGGCGGACUACCGAGCGUCGGUCCGUUGCGGAUUCAUGGCUCGGAGUGUGCACGAGGAGGGAUGGUUCGAGGACACGCAGGUUUGACACGUUAGAGACGACAAGAUUAUGAUGUGUUCAGUCGAAACGGCAGUGUCCGAUGAGAUAUGCGUGCAAACAGUGUGCGGAUCCGUUCGAGUACUGGUACCACAUGGUCAGGAAUGAGGUGAUUGUCAGAUUGAGCAGUCGGAACCAAGUCUGACUGGAAACUCUUUUAGGAAUGGGACUAUUUCGACGGGAAAGAGCCCGGCUACGACGUGGAAUCGAUUGUGCCGUCGACGAACGGAAACAGCUCGGUCGCGUUCCUGCUCGGUCAGCUCAUGAGCGAAUCAAACGUCAAUCGGACCAAGAUUCGAGUCAACGACUUCAUUUUCCAAUUUGUGCUCGACGAGGUGAUGAAAUCGGACAAUCCGAGAGAGGCGGACGCGAAGGCCAUCUGGGAGCGCUUCCGCGAGCAGAAGGCCGCUGAGAUUGAGGCGAUUGAGAAGGAGGAGACGGAGAAGAACGAAAAGGAGAGGACGACGAUCGGAUUGAUUGAGGAAGACGAAGAAGAAGGAGAGGAUGGAAGCGAGUGCCCGAAGCGAUUCGAGAAGGUGCCACGUGGAUGUGACUGUGGGCAGUGCGAAUAG
Caenorhabditis sp. 36 PRJEB53466 is the source of this 2280-nucleotide messenger RNA. The record is from the annotation of a GenBank genome assembly. Lineage: Eukaryota; Metazoa; Nematoda; Chromadorea; Rhabditida; Rhabditidae.